Molecule: messenger RNA, 760 nt
Organism: Dothidotthia symphoricarpi CBS 119687
Lineage: Eukaryota; Fungi; Ascomycota; Dothideomycetes; Pleosporales; Dothidotthiaceae
Exons: 1
Coding region: 323-760 (145 amino acids)
Source: RefSeq, a predicted model, not a curated record
CAUUAUUCGAGACACUUUCUCGGACUCCUGACACCCGCCCCUUGAUCGACUUAUUUAACCGUAUCGUCCCCACGUUGCAGACCUGAGACCCCAGAUCGCUGUUUUGCCAAUCAAGGACAACGUUGCCAUUUCGGGAGUCCCGCUACUUGCUUUCUUGCAUCGUCGUCAUCUCGCCGGCCUCGGUUCACUUUCCGCACUAUUACCACAACGAUAAAAUUCGACACAACCGUAUUCGGCCGAUAACCACCGUUGGGUGUAUAUACAAACCAGAUCUACCCGUCCUUUUCUCCACAACACACAGCCCACAACUUCACAUCACAAUAUGCAUUUCGAAACUUCGCCAAGUUCCUCGCCAUCCAAGUCCUUCCCCAUCUCCAUCUCUCCCAGGACCAUGGCGUCACCGUCUGAAUCCAUCUUCAGCAUCUACUCUUUCGAGUCCAACUCAAGCCGUGGUGCAUCCUGUGCUUUCCCCUCAUGGCCCAAGAGUGCCUCGCUUGGAUACCGCAGCCCGCCUUCUUCCUUCCUGAGCGAUGCCGAUCUCUUCGGUGAGGACUUCGAUGACGAGCUCGCAAUCCCAUUCCUCCAGGAAGCACCUGCACCGCCUCGACAGCCAACAGUGUCCCAGGCAUUCCCAGUUCUGCCACCUCUUUACUCGGAAAAGAAGUCCAAGAGCGAGCGAAGGCGCAGCAGUGGGCGCAAGCAGCGUCGUGCUUCCAAGCCUAUGACUCCCAUCUCUGAGUCACCCGAGCAAGUCGAGUGA